CAACCCUAGUCCAGUGUGUUUGUGCGUGCGUGCGUGCGUGCGUGCGUGCGUGCGUGCGUGCGUGCGUGCAUGCGUGCGUGCGAAGUGUAAGUGCUGAAGCUCGGUUAGCUUUUUUUCCUUUUUUUUGUUUUGUUUUCGCCGUUUGUCAGUCGCACAGGAUCACGGGCCGCGCUUCGGUGAGCCUUGGACGCGACGACAGAACGACGUCAGCCUCCGAACCGAGUCGCACCCGAGGGGUUUAAUGGAUCCGAAGAUCGGUUGUUAUCAACCGGAGCAGUUCGGUCCCGCGAAGGACUUGUGGUUACACAUUUGGGAGACCGGGAAGGACCUGGACAAUCUGAGCCUCAAGCACGAUAACAGCGCGAGCUUGGGCGGUAGCACUAUGAAUACGAAAAACAGCCAGGAUUUCGUACCGCUGGAGUCGCCAACGCUUAACAAUCGGCCCAACAACGACGAGCGCAACACACGUGUCAACAUGCAGCACAACACCAACAACAGCUACUACAACCCAUCUAGGAGGAAAAACGAUAAUCGUGCAAGUACUUAUGGCAUGAAUUAUAACUACGAGGCCCUGGUUGGGGUGUUUGGUGGCUGUCCCUGGCGAAUCCCCAACAAGCAUUACUCCAAGGGUGUCCUUGGUUUACACGAGGAGAUUGAAGACUUCUUUACUUAUAUGUGCCCUUCAAAUGAGGAACACAAACUUCGAUUGCGCGUCAUUAAAAGAAUAAAGCAAGUAAUAUACGAUCUUUGGCCAGAUUCAAAAGUGGAAAUUUUUGGAAGUUUUCGCACUGGAUUAUAUCUGCCUACAAGUGAUAUUGAUUUAGUUGUGAUAGGAAUGUGGACAAAUCUUCCACUACACACACUUGAAAGAGCAUUAAUCGAUCAAAACAUUGUUGAGCCAUCGUCCGUCAAAGUAUUAGAUAGAGCAUCAGUUCCAAUCGUUAAGCUUACAGACAAAGAGACUGAAAUUAAGGUGGACAUUAGUUUUAACAUGAACAAUGGUGUUAAAUCUGCAGAAUUGAUCAAGACUUUUAAAAGGCAGUAUCCCGCUCUUGAAAAGUUGGUGAUGGUACUCAAACAAUUUUUAUUGCAAAGAGAUCUCAAUGAAGUGUUCACUGGUGGUAUCUCUUCCUAUAGUUUAAUCCUCAUGACUAUUAGCUUUUUACAGUUACAUCCCAGGACGAAUAUUGACAGUCCAGAAGUAAAUUUGGGGGUAUUAUUAAUAGAAUUUUUAGAAUUGUACGGUAGAAAAUUUAAUUAUGUCAAGACCGGCAUACGUGUAAAAGGUGGUGGUGCUUACAUAUCAAAAGAAGAGGUUCAAAAGGAUAUGAUCGAUGGACAUAGGCCAUCAUUACUCUGUAUAGAAGAUCCGCUUACUCCAGGCAAUGAUAUAGGUCGUAGUAGUUAUGGCGCUUUGUAUGUAAAAGAUGCUUUUGACUGGGCUUACUAUGUACUUUCACAAGCUGUCAAUCCUCUCAAUAUUCUAGUCAACGAUGCAAACAAAGUCAGUAUAUUGGGAAGAAUAAUUAGAGUAACGGAUGAGGUAAUAGAUUAUCGAAAAUGGAUCAAGGAGACAUUCCCUGUACCUCCGGAGAUGGAUUCACUAUCUAGCUCUACUGGUUCUGAUGCGUCCACACUCUCGGCACCUGCGAGUGAAUCGGAAUCGGAAUGUAGUAGAGGAAACUCGCCAAACACUGGAGAAAAGGGUGAGGAUAAAAAUAAAGACAGGCAUUUAUAUAACAAUCAGUUAUCUCAUGGUCAUCUCACAUACAAAAAAUCAUACAAACCUACAGCACAUGUAAACCAUCAGAACGCACGAGGGGAUUACACGCGCAGUAUAAGCAAUCACACAGGCGGACAUGGUAAAACAAAAAAUAAUCAACACAAUAGUAAUAAUAACAAUGGCGGUAAUCAGAGUCCAGGUUCUAGGCUACAUUCGGUGAAACGUAAAAAGCAGUGCAUCACGUCGCGUGGCCCGGGUGAUUGUGUGCGGUGAUGAAACGUGCUGCGUGUUCCUGCGUAAUCCUUAUUCUUUUAAGAAUCAACUAACUCGGAUAGAGUAUCCGAGGGCAAAUACCUAUAGCAAUACUGGUGCAGUCCGAAAUCAUACUAAGUCGAUAAGCGUUUUACAUAUAUAUAUAUUUCUUAAUUGGCGACAGAUUUCUUUUGUACGAAGCAUUUGAACUAUUACAAGCGUCAUUUUUAGUUUCUUAGAACGCGGAAAAUAUCGUUUAAAUAGAUUUUCCCGAUUUUCCUAUUUUAAGCUUUACAAACGUACGCCAUUAUUAGCGAAUUCUCAACGUUAGGUCUAUUUCAUAUUAUAAUAUAUCCAGAUAACCAAACGCUCUUUUAACAUUUUACCGUUGGAUUUGAUAUGCUGAUUUGCUCUUUAUAUUGCUGUGAUUAUGCUUAAAUAUGAUUUGUCCGAGCGAAUCGCAAACAAACUGCCAUAACGUGAAUAUCUGGGCAUAUAUUGUAGGAAAG
Ceratosolen solmsi marchali is the source of this 2484-nucleotide messenger RNA. Its product is annotated as non-canonical poly(A) RNA polymerase PAPD5. The transcript has 9 exons. Lineage: Eukaryota; Metazoa; Arthropoda; Insecta; Hymenoptera; Agaonidae. Gene Ontology annotation, cellular component: nucleolus; TRAMP complex. The record is from RefSeq and is a predicted model, not a curated record. Bases 242 to 1996 code for a protein of 584 amino acids. Gene Ontology annotation, molecular function: mRNA binding; poly(A) RNA polymerase activity. Gene Ontology annotation, biological process: RNA 3'-end processing; polyadenylation-dependent ncRNA catabolic process.